This is a messenger RNA of Exophiala oligosperma, 7174 nucleotides long. RefSeq lists its product as uncharacterized. Gene Ontology annotation, cellular component: Set3 complex. The transcript is spliced from 2 exons. Bases 707 to 6808 code for a protein of 2033 amino acids. Gene Ontology annotation, biological process: regulation of transcription by RNA polymerase II. NCBI's taxonomy places the organism in Eukaryota, Fungi, Ascomycota, Eurotiomycetes, Chaetothyriales, Herpotrichiellaceae. The record is from RefSeq and is a predicted model, not a curated record.
CUUUUAUCGUUUUCUUUAAGAAUUCGUUCCACGGUAUCCCAACACCUAUUUAUUUUGCGCGCGCAUCAUUUCUGUGGUCCUCACGUGUCUACAGCAUCACUUGUCCACCCCAGGCGCGAAUUAACUCCAGGCACCAGCCCUCACUUUGGGACAAGGUUCUCUUUCCCUACGAAAAGCGUGUUCUUGACUUUGAUCAGCAUUGGUUACAAGUCCACGCGCCGGCUGAUCGCGCAAUCGAAAGAACAUCACAGAACUGAUCGUACACAAUCGAAUCAAAAUAUUGACUGUCGACCUCCGGCAACGCGCACCCCUCGACGACGUGUUGAAAAACCACAAUUUCACUCACUUUGACCUUCUUGCAGGAGAACUCUCGGCAAUCCAGUUGUAGACGAGCCAUUGCCCGCUAAAGGCGCCGGGUCUCAUUUCGAGAUCGCGGCGUGGAACGAUAAGCUGCAGGUCAGCUGGGCAAGUGGGUGUGGCUGUUUGGUCAUUCUUUGGCGUGCAAAGCGACCAAGGACGAAACACUAGCCUCCUCUCCUUCUCCGUCCCCGUCAUCGACUUGGAGCGUAUUUUGUGUGGCAUCACACAGAAGAGCCCAGUGUGUCAAAUCAUCAAUCAUCCACGAAUUCGGCUCCUCCCCACUCCGCCUGGACCACGCCCAGUUCCACCCGCAACCACGUGAUGUUGCAUUACCUAAUCUCAUCACAUGUCUUCACGAUAUCCUCCUCCCGCUAGAGACCGCUCUCCUCCACGGUACGAUCGACGCCCAUCAGCCACGUAUGGCUCGUUAGGCUCUUCUUAUCGAGGACAGGCCGACCCUGCACCACUUCCAUCUGAUCGACUGCCUCCCCGUGGACCCAAAGCCGAUUUUCGGGGUGGUGGGUUUUCCGGGUUCGCUCCUGCUGGCCGUGGACGCGGUGGCUUUCCUGCUCGUGCAGGAGAGACCUGGGAUAGAGACCGUGACAGGGACCGAGAGAGAGAACGCGAGCGAGAUCGUGAGAGUCGCCCAGGCCCGCAGUCGUACCGAGCGCGCGAAGAUGACCGGCUGGACUGGCCUCGGCGUGAUCGUGAAUUUGGCGCCGCGGAUCGAGGAAGGGAUGCGAGGCCUUACGUAGGCAGAGAUCGCUCUGCUUCGCCUCUUCGCGGGCGUCGGGACUCCCGGGAAUCUCUCCCAUCCACUUUUGGCAGAUCAUCGGAUACUGCCUCGUCCUACUACCCUCCCGCAACACGUGGAGGCUUGGGCAGGGGUAGAGGUAGGGGAGACUGGGACCGGACGAGAGGUAGAACUUCCUUCGUUGGCGAGCGGGAGCGAGAUCUGUUUCCACCAAGAAGUCGAUCAAGAGAGAGUUGGAGAGAGCGCGACCGCGAUUUCGAUCGCGGUCGCGCUCCCGUCUCUGAGGCGGACCGGGGCGAGCGACGACACUAUGAUCGAAGCAGAGAGCGAGACGGCAGAGCUCGUGACCGCGACCUUGAUCUACGGCCCAGAGAGCUAUCCCCCGCGAAAACUUCUACGUCCGAUGCUGGCAUCAUCGCAAAGCCUCCCUCGAGUGCCAUUCCUGAUCGGCCAACCAAGCCAGAAUUUGACAAUGGCAAGCGAUCCAGCGUCCCGGCGACUCCUACUGGCGCACUGCGCGAUGGGCGACGUGAGGGAGAACAGACAGACUACUUUGGAUCCCGCACUGAAAACACACGCCGUGAUCCUCCCAACGGCACGCCGCAACCAGCCACAGCAGGUGGGCUUGACUAUGGACCUCCUCCUUCUAUUCCUCCUGCUACUACGUCCCCGAUCGAGAAGCCCGCCCCGCUACGGCCCCAAGCUCUCAGGACUGAAUCCAUUCCUACUACUUCGCCCAAUUUCCAGCCGCCUAGCGGUCCGAAGGCUACCAGGACAUCCAUGCCCACUAAUACCCCGGUCGCGAAGACAACGCAACCUCAGGAAGCCUGGCAACGCUCUGCUCGAGCGUCUCAGACUCCCAAAACACACACUCCUAUCGAGGUACCUCCCAAGAAAGAAGAGGCGGUCCACGAGCAAAAACCUCCAACUGCCCCUGCUGCAGAUCGCCAGAUGCCACCCAACGUGCCAUCAGGUCCAAGACUUGGGAAUGCGCCUCUCUACAAGCAACGAAUGACAUCGACGGAACCUGCACCUUCUGUCCAGCCACCGAAUGCACCAAGGGAAGCUACGAAGUCAACAGCCUUCGACGCGAGGUCUGUGGUGAUCCCAACUGGGCCACGACUCGACCGGGAAACAUCUCGGCCGCUAGCUGGGAUCGUGUCUGGGUCCUCACGCCAUGAACGUGAAUUGUCCCGACCGUUGCCUGGUCCAGGGUUGAACGCUCCACGGCCUGACCGAGAUACAACCCGCCCACUUCCAUCGAAUGGUUCGAACACAUGGAUGUCACCAGAUUAUAAGUCGAAGCCAUCCAUUAUGAACGCCUUGAACAAACCGCAUGCGCCAGACAUUCGGGAUCGACAGACAUUCACGCCCGCGGGCUCAAGACAAACUUCCGCCUUUCACAGCCCUCCCGAGAACAGCCGGUCACUACAUGAGUCUCAUUAUGAUAGUCCCAGUUCGAUUCCCGUGGGACCCAAGGCAAUGUCAACAAGCCCAAGAGUUCCAGAAAGCAAAACCUUAGUGUCCCAGCUCAAGCGAUCUAUCGAAGAGUCAGAAGACACAGAAAUGUCAACUCCAGCCUCUAGUGAGGAUGAAGACGAGGUGGAAGAUGAUUCUUUCGACGAGGACUACUUUGCAGAAUCUGAGGAGAGGCACAAGAAAGAAAUGGAGUUGCUUGAGUUAAGAAAACCUCCUUCCACAUUCGAAGACCCAUAUAUUGUGUCUUUACUUGUCCGAUUGCAAUUCCUCGAGAUGGCCCUGCAAGACAGCUCUGGGCGACCCAUUGGGCCUGUCCCGGUCACUAAAGAAGAGCCCACAACUGUAGUGACGCUUCCCACAGGCCUACCCUCUCCCGAUCGAGGCUCGCAAGAUGUUGACAAUAAGCUAUUGGAAGAUGGUGGAGACGAGGGCGAGGCACAAGAGUUAUCUCAUCCAAAGGGAAGACCUCUCAGACAGCCCCCUGUCAACCCCAUUCCUACUCCACCCAUCGAGGAAUUGCCUUAUCGUAAGCUCGAUGGGCCGGAAAGAUUAGUUUUCGAAGAUUCUGACAACGAGGUCGAACAUGAAGCGGUCGCCACCCUCCUCCAGCAAGAAUUUGAACGCAGUGCCUGGGAUUGGAGAAGCGACCUUGAAGACAUGCACGCAGAGUUCAGACGACGGUAUCCUGUAUGGAAACAUGAGGUCAUGUCACUAGAUCACGAGAGGCGCGAGCUGCAAUCCAGUCCAGCCCCUGCAUCUCCCGCACCGUCUGCUGCACCUUCAGUUACUCCGUCUUUGACACACGAACGGACUCGAGGGGCUAGGAAUACUACCGAGGCAGACUUGCAAGCUGCUAUUUUGAUGUCACAACAGUCUCUCAGGGAGGAAGAGGAGAGACGAGAACGUGAAGCUGCCUCCAGUUCUUUACCCAACUUUGAUCUUGAAGCCGUGGUGCCUCCAAUGCUGAAGCCUGCGGACGUGGAGUUGAUGAUUUUUAAAGACACUAAUCGCAGGGUCCCAUUCGACUUGGCGCUGGACAUCUUCGCCUAUAUACCUCCAGAAGAUGACUUUACUGAAGAGGAGCAAGAUCUAUUCAUUCAGGCAUAUUGCUUGAAUCCCAAGAAAUGGGGCAAGAUCGCCGAGUCGAUCCCUGGCAGGACAUAUCAGGAUUGUAUCAUUCACUACUAUUUGACCAAGAUUCAGACUCGCUAUAAGGACCUCUGGCGACGUGCUCAGCCCAGACGAAAGAGGGGGAGGGCGGCUGCAACCAAGCCACGAUCGACGGCGCUAAUGUCUGAACUCGUUUAUGGAGAGGACGGAGAUCCAGCACCAGUGGCCGUCACUGACAGUGGCAGACCAAGACGAGCCGCUGCUCCUACCUUUGGUGAUGCUGCCAGCGAAGCUGACUCUUCGACGCCGGCACCUCAGUCGAAGAAGCUCACUGGCGCCCUGAAAGAUGGAAGUGCGGAGCCAUCGACAGCGAAAUCUACCCGAGGUCGCAAGGCUGGGACUGCUACUAAGGUCCGCCGCACAAAGGCUCAGAUUCAAGCAGAGCAACAGGCCCUCCUUUUGCAGCAGCAAGAAGCAUCGCUUGAUAAGCCUGCCUCUACGGGAAAGGCUGAACGAGGCCGAACCCUUGUACGAACUGAGAACAUUCCCAUUAGGAGUGAUCUCCCGUCUCUCGAACAGGCCCAACGUCCCAUUGAUAUGUCGUUACCUCCGUACCCAACAAUGGACCCGUCGCUUGCAGCUCAGGCCAUUACAAACUCUGCAACGGCAUCUCAUACAAGCUAUUGGUCGGUUCCUGAGCAACACAAAUUCCCGGAAUUACUCAAGUACUACGGUCGUGAUUUUGCCGCGAUUGCAGACUUCAUGAAGACGAAGAGUCAGACCAUGAUCAAGAACUACUUUGUACGCCAGCUCAGCGAUCCCAGGAAUGAAUUCGACAGGUUUGCUCAAAUGGGCGAUCAAGCUCGAUUAGAAGGCAAGAUACCAGACCAGCCCCCCAGCCCCAUCGCCCCCGCGAAACGCCGCUACGACCCUCUACCAACGGCGCCAUCGAUUUCUCGACUUACUCCUCAGGUGGAGCAGGUGGUAGUCGAUGCAGAUGCCACUGCCCCUUCCAUUAAGCCCGGAGUAUUUGAGGAAUUUCCACGCAGCACGGUCGAGCGAAGUGUAUGUGGUGAGACAAUUUCCAAGCCCCGAACAGUGGUACAAGACUUGGUUCGUGAAACCGUGACUGGGUCGAGUUCUGCGAAAAGCAUGGAGCACUCUAGAUUAUCCAAUGAUCGCAGCAACUUGUACGGACAAAAGCCACUGCAUGGCCCUAGAACAGGAAUUUUCCAGGAAGAAUCGUUCGGGUUUCAGCCAACUCGCCAAAACGUGCGCCUGGCCCUUGACGAACGUUCACCUCAAUUACUUCCACAGCACUCGGUCUCUGACGUACCUCGAUCUAAUAUCAAUCACACCUCUUCGACGCCCACACUGACGCAAGAGAUGCUCAGCCACAGAGAAAGAGAUGUCAUCGCUCAGCAAGCCCAGCUACAGAUUUCAGGGAUGCCCAUUUCCCGAGCUCCUAGUUCUCAGGCCGACAAAUACGACAAACAAUCUGCCUUUCGGCCAGCUCAUAGCCGGAAUACCAGCUUGACUAUUCCCAGUGCAGCCUCUUUGGAGCAUGCGCAAGACCUUGCAUCACUACGUCGAGCUGAGAUACAACGUCCAAUCUACAGUGCAAGCGCAACAAUAUCUCCAGCACCUACUACGGUGAUUCCUGCAGUGCCCCAACCACCAAGGUCUGAGAUUCCUCAAUCUACGCGCCCUCCCCCAGUCGCAGAAGCACCAAAGCCGCCUGCCAAGCGGUCCAAUUUGUUUGGUCUCCUCAAUGACGAUCCAGCUGAUCCGCCUCCCAAACGGCCUUCUUUGGAACCUCCCAAGCGACAAGCAAUCAUGUCUCCUCAGAUCACACCAGGCUCUGUGCACCAGCCCCCUGUGCAGCAAUCGCGUAAUCAAACCCUCUCCGAGGACGACACGGCGGUAAGAGGUGGAAGUGGUAGAGGCUUGUAUGGCUUGGGUGGAGGAUUCCAAGCAGCAUCUGGUCAACCAGCCCCUCAAGAAUACCCAGCUGGCUUUUCAGCGACACCCGCUAAAGAUCCCAACGAUCCCUGGAUGGCUCGGUUUGAUCCAAGGAACCAAAGCACUCCUAAUGAACAACAACGGAUACACCAUCAGUCUCCUGUGCCAAGUCCGUAUUCUGUAGUGCCUCCAGUCUCACAGACUGCCAACGGCUCCUCUCUCAACCCGUUGCGCGCGGAAACCCCUCGGGCAAUGGACCGUGGCGGUCUCGAUCAUCGGCGAACGUUGUUAAGUGGUAUGGGUCAAAUACCACAUGCUCCUUCGCCCCCACCUCAACAAUUAGGACCGGGUGGAGUGCCUCCGUAUCGCUCUGCCUCGGGCGGGUCUCACACACGAGGCGGGUCGAUGGGUUAUGCCGCAGGGCCAGCACCUGGCCAAAUCAAUCAACAACAGGCACCACCGAGCCAUCCCCCGUCGGCAAGCACAACACCUGUGCCGACUCUGCAUCACCGUGCUCAAUCGUCACUGGAUUACAAUCAACCUCGACUUACCAUUCAGCAGCAUCUCGCCCAGCAGAAGCAGCAAGAGCAGCAGCAACAUCAACAGCAACACCGAGAACACGAGAGACAGAUGCAGCGACAGCGGGAGAUAGAUUUUGUCCAACGCGACCGUGAACGUGAGAGAGAACAACAGCAGCAACACUUGCUCCGGCGAGAUCCAUACAUAGUUGAGCACCAUCCACCGACAAUGGUUUCUCGUCAGAAUCAACUAGGCACGGCAGCAAACCAGAAUCAUAUCGCCUUUGGGCAGCGAGAAAUCCCUCGAACUUUUACACCACCUCACUCACACACACAUGGACAAUCUCCGUACGCAAGUUCAGCGCCUCUUAGCCAUCCGCAUGGCUUACCACACCAGUCCCAGCACCCUCACCAACACCAACACCCGCACCAACAUCAGCAUCAACACCAGCAUCAGGGACCACCACCACCAAAUCAAACACAGGGUACCGGCCAGCCUCCACCGCACCAGAUGCAUCAUCAUGUCCACCAACCUCAACCUUCACACGUCCUCCACCCAGGAGCUGCUGGCCACUUCAGAGGCCUCAGCCAAGGAGGAGAUCCGAGACGUGAUGAGAGACGUUGACCAUGAAGUGGAAAUUUGUUCGAAUUGUUGCAAUUGUCCUAUAUUACUCCACUAAUGUUUGAUUUUAUACUCACAUUUGUAUCACCUAUGUAGAAUUGUAGUCUGCUCCGCAUGGGAGGCGCAGGAAUGGGAUCUUUUAUGCUCGGAUAUUGCUUGGGUUUGAACAGCAUCGAGAUACGAUGAGUUCCUACGGGACCUUUCAUCUGUGGCAAUAGUAAAGGACAUUGAGGAUUCAAGGUGUACAGGGCAAAGAGGUACUUAGCAGAAGGCUCUGGCCAAAUACAGUAUGCGUAUUCUUUCCCAUUCUACCUCAGGGUACUUUAUCUACCUCUCUCGUGAGUGGGCAAUGAUCAAUUGUGAUGCCUG